This is a messenger RNA of Trichogramma pretiosum, 1110 nucleotides long. RefSeq lists its product as uncharacterized. NCBI's taxonomy places the organism in Eukaryota, Metazoa, Arthropoda, Insecta, Hymenoptera, Trichogrammatidae. Bases 400 to 885 code for a protein of 161 amino acids. Gene Ontology annotation, biological process: tRNA 5'-leader removal. The transcript is spliced from 4 exons. Gene Ontology annotation, cellular component: ribonuclease P complex. Gene Ontology annotation, molecular function: ribonuclease P RNA binding. The record is from RefSeq and is a predicted model, not a curated record.
UUGAAGUUUCGGGCUUGGCCCCUUUUAUAAGAUAGUAGGUACGUGGAAUUGGAAACAUUGCCUCGUUAUAACGCUCGUUGCAGUUCUACUGCUGCGCUGCACCGCCUGUUGAAUCGAUCAUCAUUGUAUUGAGCUUCGGGCAGCACAUCGAGGCACAGAUAUAAUACGAGCCAUUUUUUAACGUUUUCGAGGGAUUAAAGCUACUGAAAAUUUGGUCGAAAUAGUUUAUCGAUCAUUUUCGACGUAAAUAUAACUUUGGGACGUAUCUUUGCAAGUUUUAUAUCUAUGCGUUUCGAAAGUUGUACGGACAUUUAAAUCUGUACUUCGAUUUGAAGUCUGCUCGUCGCACGCUUGCAUAGUACAAUACAAACUCCAUCGAAAUCGUAACCUCGAGUCAUCAUGGUUCGCUUUAAAAACAGGUAUAUCAUUGUCAAAAUCACAGAAAAAACAAAAUUAGAUCAGAAAAGGCCUAUAGCUUGGAAGAUAAAAAAUGGUGCAAUUCAUGAUGCCAUAAAUAAAAAAUGUUCUCAAAUGUAUGGAGAUCUAGGUAGUGCGUCCAUUAAAGCAGGUUUUACAGCCAAAUAUUUCAAUGCUUUUACAAGGAUUGCAUUUGUAAGAUCUCGCCAUGGACCACAUGAAUUCAUCUUAAAGGUGUUACCAAAGAUUACUGAAAUAAGCGGUAAAGAAGUGCAUGUUAAAAUUUUGUAUAUUGGAGGAACAUUGAAACACUGUUUUAUGUAUGUUAAAAAUUAUCAAGAGAAGAAAAUGGAAGAAAUUUACAGCGAUGCAAAAACUGAGAGUCAAAAGUCAGAAUUGGAAGAAGCUCUGAUGUACACGAUGAUGCCUUCAUGGCAAGAUUUUUUUAACAGUAAAGCAGCAACAUAGUGCAAUUUAUCAUGUCAUAUCUGUGAUAUGAAUGUAGGCCAGUAUUAUAAAUAUAUAGAAGAAAUUGGCCCUUGACAGCGAUGUUGAGAGCUACUAAAUUAUUAUUAUACUUAUAAAUGAAUAUAUUUAUAUAUGAAAUGUUGGUAGCAGAAGCUAUCAAAAAUGACUAGAAGAACAUAUCAUUGAUUUUUAUAAUAAAAGAUUAUACCUUCAAGUUUUAAAAAA